Molecule: messenger RNA, 3506 nt
Organism: Chenopodium quinoa (quinoa)
Lineage: Eukaryota; Viridiplantae; Streptophyta; Magnoliopsida; Caryophyllales; Amaranthaceae
Exons: 4
Source: RefSeq, a predicted model, not a curated record
UGCAUUUUGAAGAGUGUUGGAGUGAUCCUAGUGAUCUCCAUUGCAGUGACAUUUAUAUGUCAGUCAACCCUGCCUCCACCACCACGAAUAUGUGGGCAACCUGGUGGACCACCCGUAACACCACCAAGGGUGAAGCUGAGGGAUGGUAGACAUUUGGCCUACAAAGAGUUUGGUGUACCAAAGGAGAAUGCCAAGUUUAAGAUUGUAUAUGUUCAUGGUUUUGCCAAUUCUAGACAUGAUGUCAUUAUUAUUAAGGAUGUAUCACUGGAAGUCGUCCAAGAGUUGGGAUUGUAUAUAGUGUCAUUUGAUAGGGCAGGCUAUGGAGAGAGUGAUCCUGAUCCGAAGAGAACAAUUAAAAGCAUGGCUUUGGAUAUUGAAGAGCUCGCUGACCAGUUAAAGCUCGGGGAUAAAAUUUAUUUGGUUGGAUUUUCCAUGGGCGGCCAAUCAGUCUGGGGUUCCCUCGAGUUCAUUCCCCACAGGCUUGCAGGAGCAGCACUGUUAGCACCAGUUGUAAAUUACUGGUGGAGUGGAUUCCCUGAGAGCUUAUCUCAUGAAGCCUUUCGACAGCAGCUGCCACAGGACCAAUGGACUGUAAGGGUUGUUCACUACUUUCCUUGGCUUACUUACUGGUGGAACACACAAAAGCUCUUUCCUGCUUCUAGUGUUGCUGCUGGGAAAAUUGUAUUCAGUCGACAGGAUUAUGAAAUCUUUUCAAAGAUCACAUUCUCUGACGGUACUAAUCACAAGGAACAAACGAAACAACAAGGAGAAUUCGAGUCACUUCAUCGAGACAUGAUGAUUGGAUUUGGAAACUGGGAAUUUAGUCCAAUGAACCUCACGAACCCCUUUGAAAGCAAGCGAGGAUUGGUGCAUCUAUGGCAGGGUGACGAGGAUACCCUUGUACCGGUCACAUUGCAAAGAUAUAUUGCCCAAAGACUUCCAUGGAUCAAGUACCAUGAGUUGGCAGGGGCAGGGCAUGUGUUUCCCUUAGCAGAAGGGAAGGCUGAAGCUAUUCUUAGAGCAUUGCUGUUGGGUGAUUAGUAGAUUGAUCACUCUUUUGACACCAAGAUUGGUUUUGUGCAUUCUGGAAAUUGAGCAAUCCAGUUAACAUCGUUAUGAAGAAAAUAUAGUUAGUAAGAUUAUGGGCAUUAGUAUGUCUAGAACAUCAUUGAAUAUUUGAAAUUAUGUAAUUGGAAACUACUGUCCUGUAUUAAAAUAUCAUUCAAAAGGCAUUGCAUAGGUACUGAUGUGUUUCUUACAUUACUGAGGUAUUGCAUAGAAUUAGAUAGACGGUAUUUUAGCAGUCAUACGCCUCUUAUUUCAAAUCUGUUGCUGACUAGUGACUAGCAUCUAAUUGGCAUGCUAACCAUGUUAAUGACGAAUUUUUCUAUGACUCUUAUGGCGGUCUCCCCUAUCCCUGCAUAGAAUUUAUAUUUAUUCGUUUUAAUUAGAUUGUUUCCAAGCACCAUCAAUAUUAGCCGCCAGGCAGGAAUAUCUUUGCUAUCCUGUCUGAGGCAACCUGAUUGCGGUUACUUGUAGGUGGAAUGCUCCUGUGUUGGGAACACGUUAAGCUAUAAUUCACCAAUUCCUGGCUGAUACAAACCCACACUUGCACCUAAGAGACGAAAUUGCUAGUCUCAGGGUCUUCGCCUUGAGAAAUCACAUUGUUUUUAUGUUUCCAAAUCACCUACAAUCCUGCAAAUAACACAAUAGUAAGUUGACAGUCUUGUCAUCCUUUGAGAGAAGGUUGAUCUAAGAUUUGUUCCAAUGAUCAAUUUGAAUGGGAUAUUUUGGCCGAGAAUUAAUCCACAACGACAAUGCCAGCCACACUUUUAAAGGCCAUUCAAAGUUCCUGAACAGAUGUUUUGAAGACUAGAGGGCUUGGCCACAGAGAACACACACAAGGCCAAAAAUUAGUUUUCGACUGCUCUAAACAAAGCUUCCAAGGAAAGUUUUUCAAAUCCCAUUAGAUUUGAAUUAGUUAUACAUGGAAAGGUAUUCUCAAGUAUUGUUGUGCAUGCUGAUUUACCAGUGUAGUAAUCCCAAAAGAUGCAGUUCUAGAAGAUUUGCUCAUCCUUUUGGUUGCUCCUUCUUAUACAGGCUCCAGAAUAUCUAUAGUGUCACACCUUUUGAAAAUUUUCCAAAUGAUUUGAGUUUUCAUGAGGUAGUAUGACUAUUAAUGAGACUCGCGAGUCCAGCGAGUGUCUUUCCUUCAUGGUGACCGAAAACUUAAGCUCAAAUGUUCAACUGAUAAGGGAGGAAGCUUGAAGCUCCUCUAAUAGCGGAAAAAUGGAUUUAGUGAGAGAAAUUAGAGAGAGAAUUUGAGGAAGAAGCGAGUUUGUUAUAAAUUGCAUAACUAACUCACAAUUAUUACAUGACUCUUAUAGUGGAUUACACGUCAUCAUUCCACUAACCAACCAAAACUCAGCUAAUAAUAGCUAAAAUUAACUAAAAAUUCCCGCCAAAACAAUUAACAAAACAAUUAGCUAAAGUUUCCACAUCAUAGCUUUCCCCCUUUAAAAGACUUGUCCUCAAGUCUAAGCAAUUACAAAGUCAGGAAACAUCUUCUCAUAAUGUUCAGCAGGCUCCCAAGUAGCCUUAAAAGCAGGAAAACCUUCCCAUUGAACCAAAUAGUGUACCUGAGCUUGAUUCUGAAACUUCACCAUUUUCCUGUCCAAACUUGCAGCACGCUGAAAUCUAUCAGUCCCAAUUUCAAACCCUUGAAACACAGGAGGGAUAUAAGAGACCAAAGGCAGUUUUCCUCGAAAAAUCUUGAGUUGAGAUACAUGAAACACAUCAUGUAUCUUGGUUGCUGCUGGCAAGUUUAGCUUGUAAGCCAUUUUACCAAUCACAACAGCUACCUGAAAUGGCCCAUAGAACUGAUAAGACAGCUUCUGAUUACUCCUAUGUAUUGAAUGCUACCUAUAGGAUUGGAAUUUUAACCAAACCCAAUCACCUACUUCAAAUGACCUUUCAGACCUAUGCUUGUCAGCCUGACUCUUCAUCCUGCUUUGAGCUCUCUCCAAAUGGAACUUCAAAUCUGCAAUCAUCCUUUCCCUUCUUUGCAAGCUCCUAUCCAGCUCAUCAUUCUUAACCUCACCAGCCAAAUAUGGCAAGAGUAAAGGUGGGGUUGGUUGUAAACAACCUCAUAGGGAGUCAAUUGUAUAGCAGUGUGAAAAUGGGUAUUGUACCACCACUCUGUUAGAGACAACUAUUUAUGACAUUCCUGGGGUUGAUCUCCUGUCAUGCACCAGAGGUAUGCUUCCAAGCACCUAUUUACCACCUCUGUCUGACCAUCAGUCUGAGGAUGAUAGGCAGUAGACAAAAGUAGCUCAAUCCCAUGUAGAGUGAAUAACCCCUUCCAGAAUUGACUCAAGAACACAGAGUCCCUAUCACUGACUAUGGACCUUGGCCACCCAUGUAACUUAAAGAAAUUAUCCAAGUCACAUUGAGCUACUUGCAAUGUUGUAAAAGGGUGAGAUAAUGCCAUGAAAUGAGCAUAUUUG